ACGAGUGGACUGGUCAUCGGCCGAGGACUCCUUCCUGUUGCUGUGCAAAGUUGCAUCUUGCUUCCUCUUCCCCAACAUUCGUAGUCAGAUGAUCACCUUCAGUCUAGUAAGGGACUUGUUGCAUGAGAGAUUUCCUGAGGCACGCAACAAGACCUCCCGGGCCUGCCAGAGGCGAAUCAACUACAUCAUGAAAAACCCGACUACAGAGGAUAAUGUUGCCAUCUUCCUGGAGGAGGUCAGGCAGGAUGCUAACAUUGUGGCAGAAUUUAAGGGCCCAAAACUUCCGCGCAACAAGAAGAACAUCGAGGACGUCUAUGCCAAGCUAUUCCGUCGACUAAUGAGUAGACUUGUAAUCAAGUUUGCCUCUAGUGAGUCCCGGCAGUGUCCCGAUCUCCCAGACACUGCUGAGGAGUUCAAAGAGAAAUUCUGCAUCAUCAGAGCUGCAUCGUCUCUGCGCAGCAAACUCAAGGUAGGAGGUUUAAGUCCAUCUCUGAUAUAUUCACUCUGCUCCAAGUAUGACAGAGAUUCUUAUGCCUACCAGUUGUACCUAGCAUACCAGCAGUACCCUCAAGUCCUCCUUAACUCUGUGUUGACUCGCAUGCGACAAGACCAGAUGAUCAGCUACAAGAAAUGCUACAACCGCUCUCUCUUCGCCCAGACGUGUCUUCCACUCUCUACCUCUCCAUUUCAACUUUCAGUCACCUACCUGCAUGUCUUCAACCUCAAAUAUCAAUAUGAAAUAUUUAGUCAGUCGUGGCAGAUGUUGAAACGAUUGCUGGAGAAGAAGCGGGAGGUUAUUCUCAGAGCAAAGACUUCUGCGACUGCUGAUAAUCUGGGUGUUUCUGAGCCUUCCAGUGGUGUGUCAGAGCAGACCAACAAUGGCAAUGAGACCAGUGGAGAGGAUGGAGUGCCGGUGGUGAUCCUUCAUGAAGGAGGUUACUGUGCUACUGUUGUGGCUCUGAUGGCCACAAAGAGACUUUUCUUUGACAUAGUUAUCCCUGAGCAGAUCAUCAUGAUGGACCAACAGCAGCCCAUAGUGGAGGACCACCACCAUAGCUUACUGCGAAGGUUUUCUUCUCACACACAGAUGUCUGGCAGGGAUAUUAAAGAUUUAGAUGGGUCUUUCCUAGAGUACAUCAACAUUCCAUCUCCACCAUCACCAAACACAAUAACUGGGGGUGAUGUCACAGCUAAGACAAAAGGAACACGCUUAAUCCAGCAAAAGCUGAAAGAUCUGAAGAAUUCUCAGUUUCCAGAAGAAGAAAACAUCAGACUAAGUGAGCCAGUAAAGAGGAAAGCAAUUGGAAAAGACAAAGAUAAAGUGAAGAAAUCUAAACUUAGUCAAGACAGUCCAGAAAAAUUGGCAGUAGCCAAACGCACCACCAGAUCUUCCAGUAAAUCCACAAAUGAAGACCAAAUGCUAGAGAAAGCAGAUUCUGCAAACAUAGGUACACCUAAGAAAAAAUGUAGCCAAGGAUUGGCAGAGAGAACAGGGUCAUUAAUGAGAGUAAAAAGGGAAGCAGUGGAAGGAGGACCACCAGAAGAUGACAUCGAAGAUAUGCAAGACACUGAGGAUAGUUAUCCCCCAGGUGACGUCUCCUCUACAGAAGAAGACUUGGAUACCACUAGUCCUCCGGGCCGAUGCAGUCAGUCAUCAGCCUCCCGCCUCGGACUGUACAUGAUGAGAGAUCAGCUUAGUCUAGCUGAGGUGAACCAGAUCAACAUCCAGCAUGCUCAAGAACACUUGGUAGUCAAUGCCUGCGAAAUAACCUGUCGCCUAAGACCACCUCCUGAAUACCAAGACAAAUUUGAAGAAAUAGCAGCAGCAAGUGACUUGGACACUAUUGAUGACAUCUUGCUUCCAUUAACAAAGACCACCAUUUCCGAGGCUCUAGAGCAAAGAAAAAAAGUAACAUUAGAGGACUGGUGCCAGUUAGAUGAUGUUUUGGAUAGAUGGAAAGAGGAUGGCCAAAGCCCGGAAAUGCUGGAGUUCGUGAGGGCGAUCUACAUGUACAUUGACUCUUGCAAGGAUAUUGGAGCUUCGGUCAAGGAUCUCAAGGAAAGGUUUGGAGGUGGAGAGUUGAAUGUGACCAGUGUGGUAGCCCAGAUGGAGGACGCCCUGCUGGUGCUGCGUGUGGGUGUGGCUGUGGUGCGCUGGGUCACCAUGCCUUACACAAAAUCCUGGCUUAUUCAUACAAAUAAAAUAACAAGAGUCAUACGGCAGAGUGUACGACUGCAGGGAGUUUAUCGUAUGAACUUGAAAAACACUGACAAAGCAUCAAAAUCUAGCAAUAAUCAAGCCAUAGAGGAUGUAGCAGAGGUUACUGCAGAUGAUGACAGUAAUUUGAAGCAGCAAAUUACCAUGACCAAGGAGGAGAGUUGCAUCCUUAAUGAAUCUCCUCGACAGCCAUCUCCUGAGGUGGUUUCCAUCCCACCUACCAAAAAUGUCGCACCUCAGUCCACACAUGAGAUAGACAGUAUGGAAACCAGUGACUCGCAUAAAGAAGGAGGGGAAGGUGCCACAGUUACUAGCAACCCUGACCAUGAAAAUACGGAUGCCUCAACUGUUGAUGCCCCAGUAAACUGCAUUGAAAACUUGUCUUCUACUACUAUUACUGCUGCUACUACCACCACCACCACUGAUGCUACUACUACUACUGCCACCACUGCAGAAGAGCUUGCUACUCCCAGCACAAGCACUGGAAGCACUGAAGUUUCCCAGACAUCGAGGCGCUCCCGGAGGAUCUUAAUUAGGAGUGAUAAGAGCAAUACUGCAGCAGCACAGGCUGAAGGAGAUAAAUCUGUGCGUCACAUUCACUCUUUCUUGGCCAUGCGCAAGAGAAAAUACCGACGCGAUGAAGACGUCUCUAAAGAAAUGGAGAAAACAAUCCAACAUCAUCAUAAUGUCACUGACUAUGAGGAAAUCAAUGUGGCCGUGCGACCGUGGGUCCGUCUGAAUGGGACGCUGAACAGGCGCGUCCUAGACCGCCUCUUGGGUGCUGUUCUCAGCUUGGUCAUGGAACGGCCAGGGAUCAGUGGAAAAGACGUUGUGUGUCGCUUUUCCCCCGCCUUACAGCCCGCCCACACCCACGACUUGCUGGAUACGUUGGUUUACUCGUGCUUUGUGAAGGAGGAACUUGUACCCUCUCACAAACCUUCUCUCUUCUCUGACACCGUCGAAUACUUUUUGGGGGUCCCUAUGACUCACCUCAUUGCACAGGUGCUUCUUGUUGACCAUACCCCAUAA
Messenger RNA from Cherax quadricarinatus, 3247 nucleotides. The record is from RefSeq and is a predicted model, not a curated record. NCBI's taxonomy places the organism in Eukaryota, Metazoa, Arthropoda, Malacostraca, Decapoda, Parastacidae.